CAUACUUGUUCUAUGUCUGUAACUUAACCUAGUAUUUGAAUAUUUGUGGUGGAUGAUUUAAAUUUGUGAUUAUUAUUAUUAAUUUAAUUUUGUAGCGUAAAGUAUUUCAAUUCAAAAUGAAGAAAGAAAAAUCGUUAUCGGAAAACAUUGCCAAACUUUUCAAUUCUGUACCCCAAAACUUUGAUGAAGAUGAUGAUAUAGAUGGUACAAGUGCUAAAGUUUUCACUCCAGAUAGUGAAGACAGCGAUCAUGGAGAAAUCAACGAAAGGAGCAAAAUAAGAGCUUCUAAUAUUGAUCUUUUAGAAGACGUAGAUGAGAAGUAUGCAGGAAAACUUACUAGUCGAAAGAGAUAUAGAGAUUCUGAUGAUGAAGGUGAUAGCGAAGAAGGGUCCGAUGACAAUGGAGUUUUUGACGAAAAUAUUAUUUGUGCAGAAGAAGAAGAAACUGAUGAAAAUGAUUGUAAUGAAGAAAAUGAAAUUGAAGAAGGAAGUGAUGUUUCAUACGGUUCAGAUGUUGAAACUAAUGAUGAUGAAAACUUCAAAAACUUCUCAGAGUCAACUACAGUAGGUAAAGGAAAUAAGGGAAUCAGUGUUAGAAAACAGUUAAAUAUUUGGGAGAGUUUAUUAGAAAUGCGAAUCAAAUCAAAAAAAGCUUUAUCUGCUAGUAACAAAAUGCCUAUUGGUGGGAAAUUGAAGGAAAUUUUCAAAAGUGCAGAUGAGGAAUCCAAAAAUAAACUAUCUCAAACCAAUAGAAACCUAACUAAUCUUCUGAAAAAAAUGUUGUUACUUGAAACAUUAAUGUUGAAAAAAUAUCCUGAAACAAGCAAGUUGUCAUUGAAGAAACAAGAAAAUAAUCAGCAAGACAACGAAGAAAUUUCAAGUGAAGAGGAAUUAGAUGAUGAACAAGAAAUAAAACGUUCAAAAAUUAAAAAUUAUGGAGAAGAGUUAUCAGAGCGACACGAAGUAUAUAGAAUAUAUAGAAAUAAAACAAUAGAGAAGUGGUAUGAUAAAACUAAAUUCAAACACACCCAAUCAAAUUCUUAUACAAUAGUGGAUCAAAUAAAUAAUAUUUUAAUGGAUAAAUCCAAGUUGUUAAAAAAAACUCAAUUGAAGAGAUCUAGUUGUCAAAUAAUUGGAGAAGCAGAAGGAAAAGAUGAAGCAGAUUACAAUGUUAAUAUUUAUGAUGAUGAAGACUUUUAUCACCAACAACUUAGAGAAUUAGUUGAAUUCAAGUCUUCAGACAUAAUUGACCCAAUACAGUUGAGUCGUCAAUGGGUCCAGUUACAAAACAUGAGGAGUAAUAUGAAAAGAAAAAUUGAUACUCGAGCCACCAAAGGUAGAAAAGUACGAUUUGGUAUACAUUCUAAAUUAGUUAAUCAUGUUGGAUGUAGAGAUUUCGAAAAUUCUAAAACUGAUGAUGCUAUAAAUGAGUUGGAAAGUUCAAUGUUUCAGAAAAAAAUAAAAUGAAGAUCCUAUUUUAUUCAUCUUAACCCUUACACUCCCGAAUAAUUUUCAGCGAAGAUUUCAUAUUUCCACACAUUUUUUUCUAUCACAUAUGUGGACGAAAUAUUAGGUCUAAUUCAAAAAACAAAAUAAUUAUGUCAUUUUGACAGGUUUUGAUUAUACUCACGAUUGUGAUGUUCAGGAGUCUAUUAGGUACAUGCACAGUUGUGACGGUGUCACAAUUGUGAGCACCAGGAGUGUUCGUAUACUAAGAAUUAACGAAGGAAAAAAUGGAUUAUUAUUUUUCAUUGAAAAACAAAGCAAAAUAAUGUAACAACAAUAGGAAAUAUUAUUUUUUUGUAUUGAAAAUUUGAAAACAAUUCCGCAAUCAUCCACAAUAUUGGGGAUUUACUCCCAAGAGGUAAAACCUAUCCAUUGCAUUGUAUCUGCAAUUGCUGAAAAUUUUAACUUAUUGCUCCAACACAUAUGAAUCUUCGGAAAUUUAUUACAGCCCAUAAUGAUGCAUGCAAUGGAAUGCAUUCCAAAAAAUUUCGUAGUUCUUCGGCAGUUAAAUUUAGUUUGAGUUCUUUUCCAUUUUUUUGUAGAUAAUAUAGUGACGUAUGAUUAGCGCAAAGAGUCUUCCAAAAACGUCCUGAAACAACUCCAUACAGAUAUAACUUCAGAUGGAUUAUUCCUCUGCAGAAUAACUUGAACUUCUAAACUUAGACUUCUUCCACGAAAACGUUGCAAUACUUCUGGAAGAAGAUGUGCGCAAUUCGGGUUGUACUUCGCUUUCUUCGAUCACUCUUAAGAAAGAGUUAAUUGGGAACCAUGUUUGGACACGAAUAAAUUCUCAUCUUUAUCUGAGGAGGAUUUAUUCGUGUCAAAACAUGGUUUCCAAUCAACACAUCAUCAUCGUCUUCAAUUUCAAAAUCUGAAUCAAUCUCGUCCAGAAGUUCGAAUAAUUCAUCAGGAUUAUUCGCCAAUCUAUUAAGAUCGACUUUUUCAGUUUGUUCUGUGAAAAAAAUUAAGAAAUUUGAAUUGGUAAAGGCUAACACCACGGCAGACUCCUAUUAUUUUUUUUAAUGGUUCACUCCUGACCCUCACAAUUGUGUUACUCUUUCAAAACUCUACUGUAGUAUGUGAAGUAAUUAUUCAAAUUUUAUUAUUAAGCUUUAAAAUAAAACUAUAGGGCAUCCUCAACAAUUUUGCAUUGUUUUAAAUACAAAAAAAAUUUUUUUUCAAUAUGUGCCUACUUCUUGAUGCCAUUUCCAACAGGGAUGCGAACACACACAACUUCACAGUGUCUGGAAUAAACAUAAACACCGACUUCCUAGUAAAAUGCAUACGCAACACUGUUGACAGAAACACUCACAAUAAUGUGAUGCAGGAUCAAACCCGUUAUAACUUUAUUUUCGCUCUUAUAUCCAGUGAAAAUAAGACACUCAAAAUUGUGAGUGUAAGGGUUAAAAUGAACUGAUUACUUAUAUAAAAAAUCUUGAAAUUGUAUCAUAAUCUUUGCCUAUUUUUAUUGCAUAUUGUCUGCAAUAUACAAAUGUACAUAAUUUUAAAGUUAAUUGUUAAAAAAUUACAGAAAAAUAAUAGAGACAAUAAAUAAAACAUCUAAACCAGUG
Harmonia axyridis is the source of this 3076-nucleotide messenger RNA. RefSeq names its product protein AATF (gene Aatf). Gene Ontology annotation, cellular component: nucleolus; nucleus. Gene Ontology annotation, biological process: regulation of transcription by RNA polymerase II. The record is from RefSeq and is a predicted model, not a curated record. Lineage: Eukaryota; Metazoa; Arthropoda; Insecta; Coleoptera; Coccinellidae. The transcript has 2 exons. Bases 117 to 1466 code for a protein of 449 amino acids.